Messenger RNA from Tribolium castaneum (red flour beetle), 5197 nucleotides. It is a transcript of the gene DopEcR, whose product is annotated as Dopamine/Ecdysteroid receptor. The coding region runs from base 321 to 1331 and encodes 336 amino acids. Gene Ontology annotation, cellular component: plasma membrane. The transcript is spliced from 4 exons. Gene Ontology annotation, biological process: cellular response to hormone stimulus; G protein-coupled receptor signaling pathway. NCBI's taxonomy places the organism in Eukaryota, Metazoa, Arthropoda, Insecta, Coleoptera, Tenebrionidae. The record is from RefSeq and is a predicted model, not a curated record. Gene Ontology annotation, molecular function: G protein-coupled receptor activity; peptide binding.
UCGACGCUCAGCUAAGCCUGGAACAUCAGUUCUCGGUCAGAUCGCAAAGUGUGAGCUUUUCGGUCAAUGCUGUCAUGUUCUGUGGCGGCACUCAACUUCCGGAUUAUUGCGCGGUUUCAAUGCUCAUCUUGCGCUUCUAGGAGCUGUGAUGCUUGACGGUUCCACAUUGCUGUUCUUCAAUGACUGAAGACGACUUUAAGAACGUCCAUGCGACCGCGCUGUGAGCAGGCCAGGUGAUCCUUAACGAGAUGGCGUAUAGGUGGCGCCACCUGCAUCCGGGUCCGCUUCUCCUCCGGCAUCGCUAGCGGCCCGGAGCCGGAAUGUUCCGCACCAGGGACAGCACCUCGGCUAUGAUCAUCUUCAGCGACUCCAACGAUGACAUGGGAAUCGUGUUCACGCUGGAGGGUCUCACCCAAGCGGGCAUCAUCUUCAUCAUGGCCAUUGCCAUCAUCGUCACCAACAUACUCAUCAUCGCAACCUUCCUCAAUUUCAGAGGUCCAUCGGAGGUGAUCAACUGCUACUUGCUGUCUCUGGCCGUAGCCGACCUGCUGUGCGGCCUGCUGGUGGUGCCCCUGUCCGUGUACCCGGCCGUGGUGCGCGAGUGGGUCUACGGGGACAUCGUGUGCCGGCUGGUGGGCUACCUGGAGGUGACCCUGUGGGCGGUGACAGUGUACACGUUCAUGUGGAUAAGCGUGGACCGCUACUUGGCCGUCCGCAAGCCCCUCCGCUACGAGACCCUCCAGACCAAGACGCGGUGCCAGUGCUGGAUGGCCUUCACCUGGAUCUCGGCGGCGAUGCUGUGCUGCCCCCCUCUGCUGGGCUUCAACCAGCCCGUGUUCGACAAGGACGCCUACAUCUGCAUGCUGGAUUGGGGCAGCAUGGCGGCCUACUCGGUCACGCUGUCCAUCCUGGUGCUGGGCCCCAGCCUCAUCACCAUUGUCUACACCUACACCUACAUCUUCAACAUGCUGCGGAAGCUGCGCAGCGGCUACGCCUUCCACGACAAGGAGUACGCCACAGCACUGUCGGAGAACCUCUCCAACCCCAGCCAUCUGAUGUCGUUCUCGCUGGUGGUGGCGUUCUGGGUGUCCUGGACGCCCUACAUCGGGGUCAAGCUGUACGAGUACUUCACCGGUGUUAAGUUACAAGUGCAAUUUUUACAUUUCGGGAUCGUCUGGUUGGGCUUCUUGAACUCGUUCUGGAAGUCGAUGAUUCUGAUCACGAUGAGUCCGCAGUUCAGGCUGGCGCUGAGGAUCUUCUGCAUGACGAUCUGCUGCAGGUACAAGGGCCGAAUGCAGGCCGAGCUGAUAGGGAUGGAAGCAGAUGACUGACUACUCUUUCCCGCCACCGGAUGUUUUCCGGGUUUCCCCAUCACAGGACUCGCAAUGCGAGACUAUGAGUACUUGCUGGAUAAAAUCAGGCGGUACUGCUGGCACUACUCCAGACGCAAUCAAUUUUACAACCAGUGACUCGGGACUUGAUCGAUGUGGCUGUAGAUACUUUGUACAGAUUUCAAGUGUUUUGUAUUUUAACAUUAACAGUCAAUUAAUAUUACUUGUAGGUUUUAAUCUCCGAGAUUAAGGAGCUCCAGGAGGUAGACAAGUUUUUUCGCACUUAUUUGCCCACUCUGGAAACGUGCAUAGAAUUAUUUGCUUAGUUGGAUUCGGGAAAUAUUAAUGCUUUAUUCACAAAGUUCAAACUUUUGUGGAAACUGCGUUAGACCAUCAUAUCAAGUCUGUAAGUGGACUAUUAACUUUGUGAUUAAACAGUCUUUAAAUUGUCUUUUUCAAUUACUCCAAAUCUCUACAAAUACACCAACAGUUUACAUAAAAAACGGAAAUAAAAAUUUUUACAGUGUAGAUAAUAUUCCACGUCUUGGCCACUGAAAAAGUCGCAUACCAAAGUAAUGAAAAAAUCUAAAAACAAGACAAAGAUGCUUUUUUAACAAAAACACAUCAAAAAAUAAAUAAAUAAAAUAAAAAAGGCAAAAAAUAUCUUGAUAAUAAUACAUAAAAGGCUUCACCUUUCCAUUUUUGCCUUAUUUGAUAGAAGAUAAUAGUUUUUUGCUUAUUUUGAAAAAUCACAGUAACUAUAAUAUGAAUUUAGUGUUACUUUAAACUCACUCUGUAUGUCCAAAAAUGCAGAAAUAUAGGGUGUUUUAUUUAAAAAAUAUAUACAUUUGUUUUGUAACAUUUUUUGAAUCAAAAAUUUUUGUACAAAUUUAUUUAAUAUAAUAUAUAUAUAUUAUAUAUAAUUAUAUAUAUUAUAUAUAUAAUAUAAUAUAAUAGAAUAUUAGAAAAUAGAAAAUAUACACAACAAACAUCCUAAAACAAAAUAAUAAACUAAUUAGUUAGGCAGAGAAUUGACUUACGAAAAUAAUGUAAAUUGAAGAUUUAAGAAAGUAACUUUCUCCUUUCAAGUUAUGAUGGCUUUAAGACUUUUUCUUGCAGACAAUGGUUUCUGUAUACUUACCUUAUUUCCUGAAGAAUUAUUGCUUAUUAACUUUCUCAUUCAUCUGCCAAGGUAAAAACUAUUAUAUAAAAAAAUUCUGAAAAUCAAAGAAACAAUUCUUUAUUUUUGCAGAUUUCGAGGCACAUUUGCAUUUCAAAUGUAAUUUCAAAUUCAAAAGAUUCAUAAUUGGAAAAACAAGUUAAAUUUUUUUGCCAGAAUUUAUCGAUCACCAACUACCAAAACAAUUCCAUCCAUGAUUGCUGAGUCUGGGCCGAAAAAACCGCUACCUGCUGGGCAAAAUGCAGCUUAUUUGGGAAGCUCAUAACGAUUUUACAACCCCCGUGUAUUGGCUGCUUAUGUGUAAUCAAAAAUGAGGCUUAACACCAACUUUUAACGACCGUUGUUCAAACUUUAUCGAGAUGCAGACCCAAACAAUGUUGGAGGACGAUAGUUAUAAUCAGGGUAACCAGCUGCAAUUGAAGCAUUUUUAGGCCUGCAUCUGCUUGAUCCGCAAACACAAUCAAACUUUUUCAUUACUAGAAGUGCAACGAAGCAAAACCCAAAAUUAUACACCGAUUAUUAAAUUGGACGUGAUGAUUUUAAUGUAGUUGUUAAGGAUGAGCUUAAAAUUGAGCAAUCAAAACGUAUUGCUAGAUCACACAUAAUAAGUUGCCUUGGAUUUUGUACUGAUCAUCCCUUUGAAAGAUUUACGUCGACACUGUGUUAGGUCUAAUGUUUCUCAGGCUAAAUAGACUUCAUGUUUUUAGAGCACAGUUUCUAAUAUUACCGAACAUGUUGAGAUAUUUAUUAUGUACAAUUGUUAGAAUGUUAGACUUCUCUUUAGACAUAUGAACAUUCUAAUCAAUGUAACAUUUAUUGGACAAAAUAGAAUAGGUUGUGUACUUUAAUAUUAGUUUUAAAGCCGAAUCUCUUUCUCAGACGCUUUGGGUAGAUUGGACGAUUCCAUUAAUUAUUAUACCAACAUUUUUUGCUGUAUCUCUAAUCAGAGCAUUAUUUCCAAGCAAUUUUAACCGUACCGUAGAUUUUGCUCAAGUACAUAAUAAUAUCCGACACACAACUGUUGCAUUAGGCAUUAGGCGAAGCGUAAAAACAAUCAACUAGUGUGUCCUUUUAAAACUUACUAUCAAACAAGUGAUAGUGUCACUGUACAACACUGAGAGUUACGUUGUGUUUUUACGUGUCUAGCCGGUUUCUGUUCAGCACAACGCACAGGCACGCAGAUGGGACUCUCUUUAGGCGACCACUGAAUUCUCCCAAUCUUUUAGGCAGAAUCCAAAUUUGAAACCGUUUUUUCACCAAAAUUCUAGUAAAAAUUGGUUAAAGAUUGUUAUUCCAUUCUUCCAAGCCAUUUACUUCUUACUCUAUGUCAGGAACAACCAUUUUUAAGUACCAUGGUAUAUACAGUUCUGUUUUAUCUAGGCUUCACCAUAGAGAUAAUAUUGAGAGAGCAGUUUCCCUUUUGUGCAAGUUCUUUCUGCGUGUCUUAAGAUCGGAGGGUGUUAAAAGCGGGAAUGUUCUAGUGUACGAAAUCAUCUUUGCAAUUUCUGUGCGUGGCUUUUGUCUAAUUUCGAUGUCUACGAAAUCUCAUCAUUCUGCGAAUGCUUAUCAACGUUUAGGUUAGUGUUGUUAUAGCCGUGCAUUGCAUUAUUCUAUUAUUAGUGAUGUAUCCAGUCGGGUAAUACCUGCUGAAUCCAUGGUGCAGGCGGCGCAUGUUUCCAUAUGGCCUACUCAUCAAGUUGGCGCGCACUUGCCGAAGCAAGUCGCUUGCUUUUGUACAGAGCUACUACAUCUUGUCGGUAAUCAGUAACCAUGUGUUAUUAUGAUAUAUACGAUUUGUUGUUAAUUUUUAAUUCGAUUAGCUGUUGUCCAGACAAAUAUCGAGACAUCAAUAAACGUUGUUUAUAUAUUCUGUAUAUAGCUACUAAAGGAACGGAGACGAUCUAUCAAAUCUCGCUCACGUUCCCUUGUGGUGGACAUCAUAACGUUGAAAGCACAAGAAGGUGCCACCACAUUGAAAUUAUUUGCGAGAUGCGAUGUCAUAUAUCACAGUCCAGUCAAGUGAACUAAUCGCUGCGCUCACUCGAUUUGGCAAACAUUAUGCUCGUUAAACAACUGAUUCGGAUGUCGCUUGCCUGGACUGUAAAAUGUAAAAAAGUGCACAUAAGGUUUGUGCUUUAUUUUAUGCAGUAUGCAGUAUUAACUAGUCCUUUUUGUCCAUCACUUUCAGUGUUAUCGAGAUCACUCUAUUGGGCUUUUAAGCCCAAUAAAAGUGGACUGUUGCAACCUUCGUUCACAUUCCAGAGGGAGGCAUUCGUACGAGAAGACUGACGUAGCAAUUAAUUGUUUUAAUUUGAACAGUCCUGCAUAAAAUAAAGCUGUUUUCUAACAAUGAAUAUGGCCAAUUAUAUACUUUUAGAAUAAUUCUUUUCACAAUAUAAGUGUGCUUUAUAAUAAAAACUAAUUAUUAGUAGUUACGUGAUGGUUAUCUAGUAGUUAACUAAGAAAAGAAAUUACGAUAUGUUACAGAAGGAGUGAGUUUUUAAGUAUAAAUAAAAAAUGUAAAAUAUUUGUUACGCUCACAACAGUCUAAUUUUGUACGUAGUCCGCUAGUUUUAUACCAUAGUUUUGUAAUGUAAAUGUAAGUAUUGACUUAUUAAAAGGUGUUCACAUGUUGUGUAAUAGCUUAAAUUUAAAUAUUUUAAAAUAAAAUUGUUUUGAAAGUUAA